AUGUUCGGCUUAAAAAAAUCCAGCUCUGCCCUCUACGACAUAAUGUUUUUAAUUUCUCGGAUAGCGGCGAUCCUCGAAAGAAUAAACAAAAGGUAAUUAUCAAAAAGUAGAGACUCUAUUGAUAAAAGGAAAAUUUCAGUUUGAAGCGGACAAAGUCGGAAACUAACCACCGCAUUUUCAAAAGUUUCGGAACAUUUAUCGUCGAAAAAAAGAAUUUUUCUCUGAAGUUACGCUCCAGGUGUGUAACCUCAUCUUAUUUACAGAAAAACAUUUUUUUAUUCAGAUUUCAAUAA
Caenorhabditis auriculariae is the source of this 293-nucleotide messenger RNA. The record is from the annotation of a GenBank genome assembly. Lineage: Eukaryota; Metazoa; Nematoda; Chromadorea; Rhabditida; Rhabditidae.